Messenger RNA from Cuscuta campestris, 1600 nucleotides. Lineage: Eukaryota; Viridiplantae; Streptophyta; Magnoliopsida; Solanales; Convolvulaceae. The record is from the annotation of a GenBank genome assembly.
GAGAUCGAAAUUAUAAAUCCCUCACGAAUAUUAAGUCUGUUGCCUUCUGACGCCCGGCACCUAUCCGGCUAAUGUGCACUGUCAUGUACUCAGCCUCAGCAGAGCAUAGUACGGUGUAUGUUAAGCUGGUUACGGGAACCGCCAUAGCGUGGUCGCUGUCGCACGUUGGGUUAGACUUAACUGAGUCUCGGUCAAAUGGAUGGACGACUCAGAGGCAGUAAGUUGGGGUCAUCAAUGACAAGUCGGAUGAUUUUACUCACUCAUCCAGCCAGGAGUUGGAUCUUUAUGAUUUAAUUGGAACUCUGUUCCUAACCAAAGUAGUCUGCUUGUAAGACGUGCCUCAGCCAAUUACAAGUAUGGUGAAAAGGUGUCCUGGUCCGGUUGUAGUAAUAUUGUUCGCCCAACACCAGACCAAGAGCUGAGAGCCCGGCUCAUCAGUUGGAACUAUGUUCCUACCUAAAUAGUUGUCUUGUGGAGUAACGCCCAAGCGGAACGCAAGAUAAUGAAAUAUGGAUCUUGGCCCACUAGAGGUUUCACCGGAAAUCUCCGGAUCAAUAUCGAGGGUUAUUGAUUUGUUAAAAAUAGUGGGAGAUAAUUAAUUAAAGGCCUAAUUAAUUAUUAAACAUGAUAGAUAACCUAGUUUGCAAAAUUUUCUGUAGAUGGCAAACAACAACAACCCUUUCAACCUGUGUUACAUCCUGGAAAACAACAAGUUAUCCGGGACCAACUUUCUUGACUAGGAGAUGAACCUCCGAAUCAUUCUUAACUGUGAGAGGAAACUCUACAUCCUAGAAACGGAUCCUCCCAAGACCCCUGAUGCUAAUGCUCGUGCGUCCGAACUCACUUCCUUCAAGAAGUAUGAGGACGACGCGCGAGAUGUAAAGUGUAUCAUUAUGGCCAGUAUGACCGCGGAGCUCCAAAGGCUCCACGCGGACAUGGAAGUGCGUCCUAUGAUACAAUGCUUAAGAGACCUUUACCAGGGUCAACCCCAAAACUCAGGUAUUUAUGUUAUCGAAGUCAAUAUGUCUGAUAUCACCUCUUGGGUGAUGGAUACUGGAUGUGGUUCUCACAUCUGUACUUCUAUGCAGAACUUGCAUGAAUGUAGACAAUUGACGGAGGGAGAGAUACAACUAAAAGUCGGCAAUGGCGCACUCGUCUAUGCAUUGGCCAUCGGAACCUAUAGUUUAUCUCUACCUAGUGGUCUAAUAUUGCAUUUGAAUAAUUGUCUGUUUGUACCUAGUAUGAGCAGAAACAUCAUUUCUGUAUCCUGCCUUGACAAAGCAGGAUUUUCAUUCGUUGUAAAAGACAAAACUCUUUCUGUCUUUAGAAAUGAUAUAUUUUAUGCAGCAGCACACACACUCAACAGAGUUCCAUCUAAAGCUGUCGAGAGCACACCAUACAAACUAUGGCGUGGGAGAAAACCGAGUUUCUCGUACUUUAAGAUUUGGGGCUGUGAAGCUUAUGUAAAACGUCUCAUGACGUCUAGUAAGUUGGAGCCUAAAUCUGAUAAAGUAAUUUUUGUGGGAUACCCCAAGGAAACUAGAGGGUAUGAGUUCUAUCAUCCAUCCGAUAACAAAAUUUUCGUUGCUCGGAAUGGAAC